Molecule: messenger RNA, 395 nt
Organism: Paraglomus brasilianum
Lineage: Eukaryota; Fungi; Glomeromycota; Glomeromycetes; Paraglomerales; Paraglomeraceae
Source: the annotation of a GenBank genome assembly
AAGAGAUAGUUCCAGAAGAGCAGCAUUCUUCGAGGGUGCUUAGGAAAAGAAAACCCGGUGAAGACGAUAAUUCGGAUAAGGAAGAAAAUUUUUGUCUUGAUAUAAAUACCGUUUCGUUUGGCGAUUAUGUUGAUCAAAGUGAAAGAGAUUCCGAGUGGAAAUUGCUAGAUGGCCAGCAACUUGUAAAAGCUCUUAAUAGUAAGAUUUCCGAAAUGGUUAAACUAUUUCUGAAAAAAGACAAAAAAGAGCAAACCCUAAUUGCGAAAAGUGUCAUCAGGUUAGGAUUGUCUUCAAUAAUUGAUUUAUCAUCCGAGUUUGAAGGCGGAAUGUAUUCAUGGUUUGAGAAGGAUUGGGCUAAUAUUAAAAAAAAAAGGUCUAUGAAAUUGUUGAUAUAA